AUGGUCAUCAAGGCCGGCCGCUUUGGCCGCUUUGUCGCCUGCACCGGCUACCCCAAGUGUCGGACUACUCACCCGCUCAAGAAUACUGAGAAUGGCGCAGAUAGCUCCGAGGCCGACGUCGCCACCGAUGAGGUCUGCGACCAGUGCGGCAAGCCAAUGGUCAUCAAGACCGGGCGUUUCGGGAAGUUUAUGGCCUGCACCGGUUACCCUGUUUGCAAGGCCACCCGCCCGAUGAAAACCGGCGCAAUCUGCCCCAAGUGCGGCGGCGAUAUCGUGGAACGCCGUUCACGGGGCCGGGGCCGUUCUUUCUACGGCUGUUCCAAGUAUCCCGACUGUGACUUCAUUUCCAACCGCAAGCCGGUGCUUAAUCCUUGCCCGGAAUGCUCUGGAAUGAUGGUGGAGUCGGGCCGGAACCGGGUCUCGUGUAGCUGUUUGCGAGCCUGGACGGAAGCGGCGGUGGAACAAAACAAAAAAGCCCAAAAACACCAACAACAAACAAAACCACCACAUACAAAACAACAAAAAAAACACAAACAAAAACACAAAGCCACAAAAACCCAAAAAACCAAACAAAAAAAAAAACAACAAGAACAAACCACAACGGACACAAACACAAGCAAAACAGAAAACCAAAAUACGAAACCAAAACAAACAAAACCAAUACAACAAAACACCACAAAAUAA
Molecule: messenger RNA, 684 nt
Organism: Geodia barretti
Lineage: Eukaryota; Metazoa; Porifera; Demospongiae; Tetractinellida; Geodiidae
Source: the annotation of a GenBank genome assembly